This is a messenger RNA of Setaria italica (foxtail millet), 1275 nucleotides long. RefSeq names its product replication protein A 70 kDa DNA-binding subunit C-like. Lineage: Eukaryota; Viridiplantae; Streptophyta; Magnoliopsida; Poales; Poaceae. Gene Ontology annotation, cellular component: nucleus. The record is from RefSeq and is a predicted model, not a curated record. The transcript has 2 exons. The coding region runs from base 88 to 1071 and encodes 327 amino acids. Gene Ontology annotation, biological process: DNA replication. Gene Ontology annotation, molecular function: DNA binding.
AAACACUUCGCUCACACCGAAAAAAAAAAACCCUCCACCACCUCUCGCCACCGCGCGAUCGCCGCGCCGCCCGGAAGCGCCGGGAACAUGGGGGGAGGGCUGGAGGUCGACCUGUCCCACGGGGCCGUGGCGGCGAUGUGGUGGUCGCCGGGGUCAAGGUUGCGCCCCGUGCUGCAGGUGGCGGACGCGCGCCACGUGCCGGACGGCAGCGGCCUCUCCCCGGCGCUGGAGCAGCGGUACCGCAUCGACCUCUCCGACGGCGUGCACUCGCAGCCCGGCACGCUCGCCGCCUCCCUGAACCGCCUCGUCAGGGACGGGACCCUCCGCCGGGGCUCCGUGGUCCGCGUCCUCGACUUCGUCUGCGACUACCGCCGCAGGACCAUCACUGUCAUUCAGUUACAAAUACUGCAAACUGAGUGCGCACUGAUUGGCAGUCUCAAGCCCUAUGAGCCAACAAGGAAAUCUAGGGAGUUCACCACUAGAUCAGUGAGAUAUGCUCUUAGGCCUGACUGUGAACCUUACUUUGGAGGCCAACACAUUCAUCAGUCUUGUAUUGCCUCUGAGGCUGAGAUAAGUGCUAAUGGCUUGUUAUAUCAUGGGGCUUGUGGUCGUGACACCCAAGACAAGGGCACCUUGCUGACGGUAGGAGGUAUUCGUAAGGCGACACCUAGCGUGGGGACUGAGGCCAAUGCACAGGACGUGUACCAGGACCUCAUGGCUGCUAGUAGUGCUCAUAACUUGUCCAAAAGGCCAUCCUGGGAAAUCUCUGUUGACAGUCCUCCGGAAAAGAAAAGUGGCAGCUUGGAGGACUACAUUAGAGAUCUUGCUGAAACUGUGGCAAUGAGGAGCCUGAAACGUGGCGACCGUGAACAGGAGGAACUGGACCGUGCAAUGCAGCUUAUAGAAGAAGAUGGUCUACAGGAGGGGUCUGAGCUGUACUGCCAGGCACUUUAUUUAUGUAGGAACGCAAUGUAUCGGAGGGCCUUCACGAAGAUAAAAACGAAAGAGGGUCGACUGAAUUGGAUCCAAUUCAACUGGGACAGGAGAACAAGUAGAGUGAUUGUGGUAUGACUUUGUUUUAUUCUAGUGAUGUGUACUGAUGGGUUGAAACGAUAAUGUUUCCUUAUGGGUUGAUGGGUUGAAACGAUAAUGUUUCCUUAUGGGUUGAAACGAUAAUGUUUUCUUAUGUAACGUGUCCUGUGCCAUGAAUAUUGUGUUGUAGUGCAAGUAUGGCACAUUGUGUUGUAGUGCAAGUUAAAAUUUUUUCAAGUUCAA